CCCACAGUCCAUUGCAACAUCAGUGGCAGACUUUAGCUUAGCGGGCUUAGUUACUAAAUCUUACGCACGCUCUACGGAUAACUCCUUGCCUGCAUUGUCGAAAGAACAAUGUCCCCGAAAGUGCAUUAUUUAAUUUCGGUAUGAAACGGGGACAUAUAUAGCCAAUGGUAAUCUACGGCGCUAUUUAAAGAAAUCAUUGGUUAGUCAUGGCCGCACCGGGGGCUACACAAGGUGACGAGCAAGAAAAACAUGAAGAUGAAUUUCAGCAAAUGGUACGCCGUAUAGGUGGCAGGGAGAAGAUUUACGUGGUCGGAGAGGCUUGUAAAAGCGACGACGAUCAACGCAAUUCGUUGCAAACGUUCAUUGAUGAGAUGUUCAGCAGCGACUGUAAACACAGUCCUGACUCUGUAAGCAUGACUUUGAAUGACAACAUACGACCAAACACUGAACACCAGACUGAAAGUACCUUGAACGACGUGGCAGAUAUCAGAGACAUUGUACUUGCUACACAAGACAAGACUGCUCCAACUAUGGAUGAACAUGGACUUGGUCUUAAUGGUGACGUUCACAGGACGAUAAGGUCAAGCAGAAAUGCUACCGGAGCUGACAGAUUAAUUGACUCUGCCAUGAUAAUAUUUAUUUUCAAGUACGAAUAUAUCAGCAGCAAUUGUAACCAUGUCUGCAUCAAGGAAAUUAUGAAGGAUGUGAGAGCCCGCACGAAACACUCUCCAGUAUAUCCUGCUGUGAUUGGUUUGGUGCACUCCAUAGACGAGACUAGUGGGUCACUUAAAUCAGUUGAAGUUUUGGAACGUUUACUGCGCUCAGUGUUUCGAAAACAUUCCAGUGAAUCGAUAUGGGCUGGUCUUUUCAUUCCAAACACUGGGGAAAAAAUGUUGGCCAUCAAGAAACAUGCCAGCCACGCAGUUCACUCAUCUCUUUCAUCAGAUAAUGUGAGGAGAACAAAUAACAGUCUCUGGUCACUGAAAUGCUCAUCUUGGUGGGCUCAUCGAAGACGAUCCAGAGGUCAACAUAGCAGCACCUCUCGUAGUGCCAUGGAAACUGUUGAAGGUAUCCCACUAAAGUCGAGUCUUGCUGCAAGAGGACAUCAAGGAGAUUUUGCCAAUGGAAUUGGCUCAUCAGGGAUUUGAAACCAUCUGAUAUGUAGUAGCCUAUCUAAUCUCACUUGGAACAAUAAUUUCAGUGGCAAUUUUGGCACUUUAUGAUACAGAAUGGAUUGAACAUGAAUAAAUUGUAACAUCACAAAUUCAAUGGAUGGGUACUGGAAUCAUUGUGAAUGUAAAAAAAUUCAGAUUUGUGUUUCAGUUGACUGAUCACAAUUUGUUACUUCAUUCAUUUGUUUAAUGUGGUGCUGUUGAUGCCUUCAGACUAGUGAAAUAAUACAUGUAGCCUACAUCUUGUUAAGUGUGGUGGAGAAGCCUUAAUGUGAAAUAACUUUCAGUGUGAGAUUUUAAAGCUCCAUUUACUUUGCACUAAUUUUAGUUAAACUGUAUGUUGAUUACUGAUUGCUGUUUCUUUUUGAUAAUAUUCUGCUCUUAUUUUGGAUAGCACCAUUUCUUACUCUCACAAAAAUAAAAAAAAACUUAAUCCAUAUCA
Clupea harengus (Atlantic herring) is the source of this 1614-nucleotide messenger RNA. RefSeq lists its product as uncharacterized. NCBI's taxonomy places the organism in Eukaryota, Metazoa, Chordata, Actinopteri, Clupeiformes, Clupeidae. The record is from RefSeq and is a predicted model, not a curated record.